UGUUUCUCGUGCAUCUGUGGUGAACUCCUUGAUAAAUUCCUACAAAUUGUUCGCUGUCGAACCUGCACCUUCUCAUUGUUUUAAGUUCUCUGAUAUUAUGUUAUACCAGAGACUUUGUUUUAAGUUCUCUGGUUAUACGUUCUCUGACAGAAGAGCUUCGCAGAGAAUCAAACCAGAGAACGUAAUAUCUAUUCUCUGAUCAAACAUUUUAUAUUCUCUGGCAGCAUACUGCGCCACCGAAUAACAAAACUAGCAGCGCACACAGAACCAAAACUCAUUUGGUGAAGUGAGCUAUAUCUUAUUAUACAUAAGUAUUAAUGCACGCAAGUAAACGGUGUAAAAAAUAAUAGAAAAAGGCGUUUCUAUUGAGACAAAGCGGGCAUUGCAUAUUAAAUACAAGUGCUUACUAUUUUUCAUCGAGAGUUAAUUGUGAUGAAGAAGUGCUGAGUUGUGGAAGAAAAUAUUCGCAAUGAAAAAAGAAUACGUAGUAGAAGUGCGAUUUAGAAAAAAUUUAAUAAAACAAAAGUCUGUUAAAAUUUCGUUAGUUUACGCGCUUGCAACUACACGCAUUGCGAAAUAAAUCGAAAAAAAUAAGACGCUUAGUUAGAGUAAAGAAGCAAAAACAUAUUGCACAACAUAAAGACCGUCUGGCGAUAGCGACGGAGAGCUGUGACAACGAAGACGUAAAACUUUCGAAACUUUCAAAAAGUAGUUCAAAGCGCAGGUUACAAGAGUGCGGCGAUUACUUUCGCCUAUAUGUGUUUGUAUGUGUGUAUCAGCAGACAGCGUGCAACAUUAGCAAAAUAACUAGCAGAAAAUGAUAGACAGCUACAUACAUUUAAAAGUACACUGAGUCAAACAGCGCAUAACGAUCGUUAACGGUGGUACAACAUCAAAAACUUUGUGAAUUAUGAUUUAGUAAAAAGGAAAGAAAACAAAUCAGUGUAUGCAUCAGGUUCGAAUUAUAAAAAUCUUUUAAAAAGUGAUAUAUAUUUGAUGUAGUGCCCACAAAGCUGAGUCAGCUAUAUUAUUUAUUUAGAAAUAUACACAGAUAAGACAACUAUUCAAAAUAAAUACAAAAACAACUAGAAAAUAAAUCAUAAUAAUGCAAAACAUAGAAACAACAAAAUACCUUAAAUAUAAAUAUCGCCGAGGUACCUUUGUCAAUUCAAAGUAAGUCGACUAAUAUCAAAGCACCACCGACACAUAACCCAACAACUUUAACUGGAAAAGCAAAAACGCAAAAUUUUAAAACGCACACAAAUCGUCUAGUCACAACGGAAGCGCAAUAAUUCACACACACACAUGUGCAUAUACUAACAUUAAUUUUUAGCACGAGCGGUAAUACAUAUGUGUGUAUUGCUUGUGACAAAUUGCGCGAACAAAUUAAUGUUUUUAAAUAAACUCGAUUGAGCGCCAGAAUUAAUGUACGAUAACAAAAACAUAUUUACUGUAAUAAUUUUGAGAUAGCUGAGAGAAGCUUCCAAUAAAUAACCGACAAGCUGGCAUUGGAUACGUCAUUCAAACGCUCGGUGCAGAUUCUAUUCGAUUUGGGGUGCGUCAAGUGUUUUCUUAUCAACAAAAAUUAAAAAAUAAAUGCAUAUAUAGAACAACAAAAACGAUAUUGUGCCUUCCGGCGGAAGUGGAUUUCCUAACAAUCAACAAAUUCUCGGAAGCAAAUACCUGAUACUUAAGACACUCGGUAUACUGAAGGUAAUCCACCACAUCAGAAUUUGUCAAUCUCCAUUAACUAUGCAAGUCGAGUCGAGUUUUUUGAAAUAUGCUGGUCGCGUGCCGCCCCUUGACCUCUCACAGGUCAGCACCAAUUGUCGCAAUGAAAAUGAGUUGCAACAUCUUUGGAGUAGCAAGGCGAACUCUCCGUCGACGCUGAAACGGACAAUAUCAUUAAGACAUCCCUACUUGCAUCUGCCACAUACACCCGCGCACAGUCCUACCACGUCUGGUACCAGUAAUAAUAAUAGCAAAAGCAACAACGAUACCUGCAUCAGUACUAACAACAACUGCAAUAGUAAUUUUAACACAAUCCUACCGUAUCAACUGGGUUCCGACGGCCUGCCAUUAGACCCGCGCGAUUGGACACGCGCUGAUGUUUGGAAAUGGCUAAUUAAUAUGGCCCUGUCGGAGGGUCUAGAAGUGACGCCAGAGCUUCCGCAAAAGUUCCCGAUGAACGGCAAAGCUCUGUGUCUUAUGAGCCUUGACAUGUAUUUAUGCCGGGUGCCGAUUGGUGGUAAAAUGCUUUAUCGUGAUUUUCGUGUGCGAUUGGCGCGUGCCAUGGCGUUGCUGUCAUAGAUUUUCGGUAUUAACACAUAUGAUAUAUAACUUGUGAUUUGUUAUCAGUUAUACACAUCAACCCAUACGCAUGUAUAUACAUAUGCAUAUACAUACAGAAAUAUACAUAUAUGCAAAGAUAAUUAUUUGUAACUAAGCUGACUAUUGGAAAAUAUCGCUGUCCUAUUAGUUUAAUGAGUAUUUAAGGCACAAUUCCUACUUGUAUUUUUAUACCAAGUACUUGUUUUAUAUUUUAUAUAUUGUUAUAUGUCUUAAGUCCGAAAGUAAGUAGUAUUGUUAAUUAGAAAAUUUCAAAGUUAGAAAUAAAAAAACGGAAUAUGAAAUGAUA
This is a messenger RNA of Bactrocera oleae (olive fruit fly), 2638 nucleotides long. It is a transcript of the gene edl, whose product is annotated as ETS-domain lacking. Lineage: Eukaryota; Metazoa; Arthropoda; Insecta; Diptera; Tephritidae. Gene Ontology annotation, molecular function: sequence-specific DNA binding. The record is from RefSeq and is a predicted model, not a curated record.